Helicoverpa armigera (cotton bollworm) is the source of this 7625-nucleotide messenger RNA. RefSeq names its product arf-GAP with Rho-GAP domain, ANK repeat and PH domain-containing protein 2 (gene RhoGAP15B). Gene Ontology annotation, molecular function: phosphatidylinositol-3,4,5-trisphosphate binding. Gene Ontology annotation, biological process: signal transduction. The transcript is spliced from 13 exons. Gene Ontology annotation, cellular component: cytoplasm. The record is from RefSeq and is a predicted model, not a curated record. The coding region runs from base 351 to 3725 and encodes 1124 amino acids. NCBI's taxonomy places the organism in Eukaryota, Metazoa, Arthropoda, Insecta, Lepidoptera, Noctuidae.
GCGAUAAUAUUUCCCAGCUGGCAACACUACCGCACAAUCGCUCGCGCUGCCUGUCCCUGUGUGUGAGCGCAGAUGAUUUUGAAAACAAAUCGUCGUGAUAAUCUAUGUAUUUAUGCGUUGUGCCUUCAUUAAAAUAGUUCCCGUUGGCUCCUGCAAGAGUGUUAGUGAAUGUGCUACGCAUGUUUGUCACUCAAAUUAUUUAAUCAGGUCAUAGUGAUGUGGGUAAUUCAUUUCUCAGUGAGUCAUUCUAGUUUUUGUUUGUGUUGCGCUUAAACUGGAUACUACAACAAUGAUAUUUGUCGUUUUAAAAUAGUUAUUUCGUGAUAGUGGCCUCGAGUUAAGUCAAAGUGAUGGAUAUACCGCCGGUGCCCAAGCCCAGGAGUGCAUUUUUGCCUCCUGCCGAGCCCAUGACACGUCCCGUGCCAGUCCCUCGCACCAAGCUGCCGCAGCCGACCGACCGGGUCACCGCGUCUGACAUAUUCAAGUCCAUAAGUACAGUUUCUAAGCAACUGUCGGAUGAUGUCGCAUUGAAAGUGAGUAAUUCUGCAAAAACUGCCAACGAAAAGUUGGAAAGGUCAAUCCAGGACGGCUCCAAGUUUGCUAAAGAUACAUUAGAGAAAACUCUGACAACAUCUCGAGCUGUGCGCAACUCGGUUACUAAGUCUGUGAUAGAAGGAACCAGGACGGCCGGGCUCAGGCUUAGAAGGACAAAGAAACCAGAUAGUCUCGAUGAAAAUGAUCCUCAAAGAUGUGUCUCAAUGCCAGCUGUUGAUGUAAGCUUGUUCGAAAAUUUACAAUUCAACUCUCCUCUGCUGGAACAAAAGAGGUUCCACAAUGAUGGAGUGGCUGCACAGAACAUCCAAGAUCAUCCUAACAUGCAUUUAAAUACUACAAAUUUUGAUGAUUUGUCUCUGUUCUCCAGUAAUUCAGAUAAUACUGAUUCUGUGAGUAGUUUCUCAUAUGACAUGAGCAGAGAUUUUGAACAAAAUGCCUCCAGUUUAACUUUAGAAAGUGAGCAGAUGACUUAUGACAUUCCAAAACCAUCCAGAACGAACAGUGUAGUUAGUUCCAUGAGCUCCACAUCCAUCGGUUCUAGUCCAGACAUCCCAGAGAGAAGGAAAAAGAGAGAAACAGCGUCCAUAGAAGUUAUGAAAAAGAAUUCUAUGUAUGAGAAUUGGACAUUGCCAUUUCAAUCUUCAACCAGAGCAAAAACUCCUACAAAAGAAGAGUUAACCAAUAAUGAACCAAAAAAAGCCAGUAAAAGUACAAUAUAUGAGUUUGAUCCGCUACAAUCAAGUACAUCAACACAAAAGUAUGAUGGAGUGAGCAAUGAGUUGAUAUUACUUGAAUCCUUCUUGAUUGGGGACACUUAUGGCACAAUAGUGGCUUCAGAUAACACAGAUGAUACCUUUGAGUUUUAUGAAAGUGAAUAUUUUAAUCCACCAACCCCACCAGAGCGUUCAGAUAGUCUUUUUAAUGACACAAAGCCAACCAAGUUAACUGUAGUAGAUAAAGAUAGAAAUUCUAAUUGGUUUGUCGCAACUGAUGCUGAGACAAAGUCUCUAGCUGAAGAUGAUGCAAAACCAACUAAUUCUGUAAUGCAGAAGUUCUCUCAUAUGCUUAAGUUUGAAAAACUAAAUAAGUCAACUAAGCCUGCACCGCAGAAAGUUGAAUGUGUUGAGCGGCCUCCGGUGAACACAUUACCAGUACCUUACUUCAGUGGUAUGCUGACAAGGAUUGUAUCCGGAGUUGUUGAGGACCUGUUUAAAAAUUCACAGACUCGGUACUGUGUACUGUCUGAUCAAAAGAUGAUGUGUUACUCAGAUCCUACAAACUCAAUAUUGAAAGAAGCUUACACUUUGGAUAAUAUUUACUCCGUACAAAUUGUGCUGCCUUUGUCUUCUAGCACAACAAGCAACUCGUAUUGUUUCGAGCUGUUGGUGUGCUCCGGGGGUAUGAGGAGUUCUCCUCGCAAGAUCCUGUUCAGCUGCGCGAGCGCAUCGGAGCGACGCAACUGGGCGCAGAAGAUCGCAGAACAUUUAACCUGUGGCUUCGCGACCAAGUAUACCUCAGAGUUCACUAGGUGCGGCUGGUGUUAUUUGAAGGAGGGAGUGACGGGCGAGUGGCGCGGCGCCUGGGUGAUGCUCAUCCGACGGGUGAUGGUCUACUACACUACCAAAGACCCCACCGUUUGCACCGUGGACUUAAGAAAAACGAGAUGCGUCGUGACUCAGGAGGCCGAUGAAGACACGAAGGCUACCUGUCCAACAGACGGCAGUGACAACCUCCUUCUGGACUGCCCUCACGCUACCCUCUACCUACGAUUCCCGCACGAGAGGGAACUUAAAGGUUGGCGUUAUAUGGUGAAACUGGCAGCUCACAACAAUGGCGCCCACAUUCACCAUCAACAGCUCACCAAGGAAGAUGUGCCGGCUAUCGUCGAUAAAUGCCUUAGCUUUAUUUAUGCACAUGGCAGCCUGUCGGAAGGCAUCUACCGUCGCGCGGGCAGCAGCUCGGUGCUGUCGGAGCUACUCGCGCGGUUCCGCAGAGACGCAUGGUCCGUGCAGCUCAGCUCCACGCAACAUUCCGAACACGACGUCACUGGGGUGCUUAAGAGAUUUUUCCGCGAUCUUCCUGAACCUUUAGUGCCGCAAGAAAAACAUAAGGACUUGAUCUCAGCGUUAGAAUUAUCCGACGAGACCGCUCGUCACCACGAGUACCACAAGAUCAUGUGCUCCCUACCUCUGGUGGCGCGGAAUACGGCGCGCAAAUUGUUCGCACACCUGCACUUCUUGCAUACAAUGGCGCAUGCCAAUAAGAUGGGCGCUGAUAACCUGGCAUCCGUAUGGGCGCCCACUAUCAUGCCAGCUGCCAUGACCAGCAACACCUUACAAACUGCUUGGUCUACCAAAGAGGUGUUCGUUGUUCGUGAUUUGAUCGCCAACUUCGAGUCUAUAUGGGAGCCCACGGAGGCUGAGCGACGUCGCGAGGCAGCGGUCCGGCGCGUCAUCAUGCGAGUGCUGAGCAACUCGGCACCCGCCGCGCCCAAGGCUGCUGGGGAUCUCAGAACAUGGGUCUAUGUACUCGAUAAGUCAACGUGCCAUCAAAUUACUCUGACGCCAAACAAAACCAGCUCGGACAUUUGCAUAGAGCUCUGCGAGAAAGCGAAAACCGAGUCCCAUCUGCUCAUGUUAGAAGAGGUGAUAUGCAACGACUCAAUGCGCCGUAUCGUUCACAUCGACGAAAUAGUUCUGGACGUCGUGUUGAGAUGGAGCUACUGGGACGAGGAUGAUAGGAAACACAACUAUUUAGUGGUAUCACAGAAUAAACUGCUCCAUGAUAUGGAAGCGAUGAGGAGCACGACGUCCGUGUGCGGCGAACUGAGGCUCGCGACCGAAGCUAUGAAGUCCUUCAAGCUGCACAUGUUUGAGGUGCAGAAUUCAAGGCUGUGUUAUUUUAAGGAUAAACAGGGUUCCCACAAGAUUGAGGAGUGGAAGAUCAAAGACAUCCUGUGGUACAUCGGUCACGAGCCGAAGAGGAACCCGCAGUCCCGAUGGGCGAUCACCUUUAUAACUAGGAAUAAACAGAAACGGAGUAAAGAUAAGCCGUGGUUUGGUUGCACGAUAGCAGGCGCAGUUACAGAAGACCAACUGAAGUGGAUGACGGCGCUAAUGUUCGCGGAACAUUCCACAAUACUGCCGACCCCUAGACUGGUUAUCACGUAGCCGGAUUAAUGAACGAACAGUGGGGAAAGCAGUGUUCAACAAAUAUUCCUACUGGUCAACGUUAUGAAAUGGAAAAAGGAGCAUCAAGUCUGAACUACUUUCUCUACUUGCAUGAAAUUAAUAUUGUGUAAAAGUAGUCAUUAUGUUUGCAAAGUUUUUAAUACUUUGAUACCAUUUAACUACAACCAUAACAGAAACUUUUGAAAUAGUUAAAUUGGCUAUUUGACCGAUGGGCGGAAAGUAUACGGCUGGUUAUCGUUUGGUUAUCGUUUUAGUUAAAUGGUGAAGCUUACUCUUAUUAUAUCAAAAUAGCAGAGUUUCUUUAUUUAGGCUAACUAUCACGCCUAUUUCUAAGGGUGAUUAACAGAAAUACAUUUAUUGUAAAGAUAACUUAUGAGACUAUUUCAAUUUACGGUGAAUACUUCAAAUGGUAGCGUCAUAUAUCUUCAAACUUUAAUGUAAUCUGAUAAACUUUUUAAUUUUACCAAAUAUCGCAUUGCAUUUGAAUUGUAAGAGCUUUAGGCGUUAAACACGGUCAUCAGAAAUUGCUUUGAGGUAUAUUAAUACCACGGUCGGUAAGAUCACGCCGCAUAUCGAAUAUUAACUAAAAAACAUCAAACAACCAUUUUAUAUUCGAAUUUUCAGAUACCAGUUGCAGCAUUCACCUUAACAGUAAUAAUUGAUCUGUAUCUAUGUCUAUUAACAUAAAUUGUAUGAUAACACUUUCAAAUUAUAGUUAAAGUUUAAAAAAUUUCGAUAUAUAAAUUCACAAUGUUCCUUAAAAUAUAUUUAAGACAAUGCAGUUGCACUAUGAUACGAGUAAUAAACCCUUGGCUUUUUAGCAAUAAGAACUUAAAAUACAAAAAAAUAGGUAAAUAUUUCUGUCUAGGUAAACUAACCUCAGUACAGGUACUUGAGAGUGUAAAUAGACUAAUGUAAAAAAAACUAUAAUAUUAGUGUCCAACAAAGACAGAACGCUGUUGAAAUACGAAAUAUUUUCAAAAUUAACACCAAGACUAGGGCCCGGUUUCACUGGUUAACUAUAUAAUACUAUCAGAUAUCGUUAUCCAAGACCUGUGAAACCUAACCUUUUUUAUCUGUCAUAUAAAUUCCUUAUGGGCUUCAGAAACCGGUGAAAGUGGCCAUGAGAGUACCAUUUAACCAUAAUGAUAACCAAAGAUAACCAAACUGUAACCAGCCGUAUACUUGCAGCUCAUUGGUCAAGUCGGCGAUUUGACAACUGAAAAUGGUUCGGUUAUCGUUAGGUUAUCGUAUAGGUACAAAUUCGCCGUUACACUGCAUUUGUUAAACAUCUAACUUUUUGAUUGUGAAUGCUUUACCAAUGUUAUUAGAAAAAACACCUCGAUUUGUAAAUACUUAGAGAUAAGAACGCAAAUGAAUUAUUAUAUAUGAAUUACCCAUGUAAUAGUACAACUCUAGACUACAAGGAUUUUUAUGGAUUACCUUUGAAUCUCUUCAAUUAAUAGAUUUAUACGAAAAGAGAUUUUAUUGAAUGGUGUCGGGAUAGAUACAUAUUUUUAUUUUCUUUUUGAGUUGAAAUGCUAUGAAACCAUAUAAAUGUCGUGAUAUUUUUAACUGUAUGUAUAGUGAAUAAUGUUAUGCAUGCAAUAUAAUUCUGUGGUUAACACAUGUGAUAAGCGCAGGCGCAUAAUUCUCAAACCGUAUUUGUGUAAAAAAAAUAUGUAAAAUCGUUGGUGUGCGCACUGUGUAGCACAAUUAGUUUCAAACACAAGUUGUAUGUAAGUCACGGCGUCACUCAUGCGCUAGUGGAUGAUCGCGAAAUGUACAGCUCAACAAAUGCGCUAAAUAUGUCAUUUCAUAACAUCUUACUUUGUUAACUUGCAACGUUUCUUAAAAAUGCAUCUUACUAUAGUUCGGCCGUUCAGAGAAUGCGUUCCUGACACCUAUCAGUUAGUCAGGACUAGUGAUGGGCACAACAUAACACUGAGUUCGUUACCGUUCCCCCAAAAUAAACCGCCGCAUUAUUUUAAGAUUAUUUUCGUUUUAAAUUGGCGGAAUCAUUUAAAAUUUAUAUUUUAGUUAUUUAAGUGGAAACCAAAAAAAGGUAAUAUUCAUAUAAUAAAAUCGUUUUAUUUAUUCUUUGUUACAAAGUUACAAUCUGUAUUUCUAUGCAAUAAAGUAAGUACAUUGAAUUGAAUGUGCGUACAGAAUGUUAAUCAGACUCCGAUUCGCUUGAGGAGGUGGUGUCUUCAUCAUCAUCUUCGCCUACGUGUAUAUUACGUGUAUAUUAGGUAUUAUCAAUAACAGAAUCAAUCCUGAUAUCUCGGUCAAAAUCUUCCAAAAUCAGGUUUUUAGAGCUCUACCUCACUGGGACGCCAUGGCGACGUCGCCAGCGGCACAGGUCUGGCUACUUCUGGCAUCCAAAUGUCGCCAAGUCGAGUGGCCAUGGCGUCUCGACAGUCAAUUGUUUACGUCGUCGCUCAAGAAAUUGCAAGCUGACUGGUGACCACAUUGGCGACUGUGUGAGGGAGGUGCGCUUUACCGUGUACAUUAUAGUGGCUACUGUGGCCACGUCGCCAAGUUGCCACGGUAGCCAGAAGCCACAUAGGGAACUGUAGCUCGUGGCCACGCCUCCAAUUUGGCGACGUUACCAAACCGUCGCCAAGUGAGUUAGGUUCCAUACAUUUCAAUACUAACUGCUUGGAUACGUAGCCGGCGACGUCGCCAUUGGCGUCCUAAUGAGGCAGGGCAUUUAGUUUUAGCGCACGAAACGACAACAAAUGACUAUUUAGCGUCACAAAAUCGCGCGUUCAGUUUGAUCAUAGUUUUAUUUUUAUAUUUCAUAAAAGUUAUCCUAUAGUCCAUUAUUUUCAAAUUCUUAAAAAGAAAAACAAAACGUAUUAUUUUAUAUUAUAAGUAUAACUGUAUAAGAACCAUCAACCAGAACAGAUUACGAUACUUGCCUGUUAUUUUUAGCACAGCACUACAAAUAUAAAGCGCUGACAUAACCUUGUAAUAGCGCAGUAUAGAUUUAGAAAAAUAUUGUUUACCAAGUUAUUUGACACUCAAUUUGGCACAAAAUUACAACAUUCAUUGAUUAUUAUUGAUAUAAUAAUGUUGUUUUAAUGCUCAACAAUUGUUAAAACGAUAAAUAACCAGCAAAAAUAUUUUUAUCGUACUGCAACGCCAUUACAAAGUUACGUCGUCAGUUCAAUCGCGAUGUGUCAGAAACGCAUUCUCUGAGCGGCCGAACUAUACUAUCCAAUAAAAUAGAAUUCCUGAUUUAUUGAACUUGCUGUGUACGACAUCCAACUAAGAAUGGCUCGAAGUUAAUAGAGGCUAGAAUAAUAUGUGAAUUUUAUCUUAAUGCACGCAAACAUUACAAAACAAGAAUUUAAUAGAUUUUGUACGUUUUUGCCGAAAAAGCGCAACCUUAGGUGCUAUCUAUAGACUAGUAAAUCAUAGAUUAGUGUAUUAAAAUUAUGUUUGUAUAGUAGUUUCCUACUUAUUACAAAUAAUAAUAAAAAUCAGCGUAGCAAAUAUAACCACUCCAUGGUAACUGUAGAAACUGAAUAAAAUUAUAAUACAGUAGGAUAAGAGGCUUUUGUGAAACUUAUUAAAACGGACUGAAUAUAUGAAAUACGUCUGGCCCUAAAUAAUUAAGCUUGUCAAGUAUUUUAGUACAGAAAAAUAUUAUAAUUUCAGCAUAGUGGAAACCUAGCCACUGCAAAUAGAAAAUGUAAAGUAUUCUUAAAAAACGUUUAGUGCAUGAAAUAUACUUAUUUAAAAAUUAUGAGUUACGUAGUAUUUUUUGUGAUAAGAUUUCGUAAUAAGUUGUAACAUGAAGUAAGUGUAACAAUAAAUUGUAACAUUUUGUAUAUGUAUGAUAAUGCUCAAAUAAAUGCGUUUUAAAUAUAA